Messenger RNA from Salvia splendens (bonfire salvia), 1321 nucleotides. RefSeq names its product zinc finger protein CONSTANS-LIKE 6. Lineage: Eukaryota; Viridiplantae; Streptophyta; Magnoliopsida; Lamiales; Lamiaceae. Gene Ontology annotation, molecular function: protein binding. Gene Ontology annotation, cellular component: nucleus. The coding region runs from base 227 to 1159 and encodes 310 amino acids. The transcript is spliced from 4 exons. Gene Ontology annotation, biological process: regulation of DNA-templated transcription. The record is from RefSeq and is a predicted model, not a curated record.
AAGUGAUGAGGCAGAUAGAGAUUAAACACAGCAUUAAACCAAAAUGCGAGUGGCAACAUCCCAUCCAACCCAAGCGGAAAUCCAAAAAGCGAGUCCUAUCUCCAAGCUGAGCCAAUCAGAUGCCACCACGUGUACGGAGAAAGCUACUCCCUCCCUAGCUGAUCAUCAUCUUCUUCUUCUUCGUACGUGACACAAUGGGCAAUCAAUCAGUGACCCCCACCAACACAUGCACUUUUUCUCGACUUCAUCAGAUUGUUUCUCGUUUUCUCUCUCUCUCUCUCUCUCUCUCUCUAUGUGCAGCAGCAAAACUCCUCUCUCAAUGAACAAAAAACGACGCCGUGGAGCUCGCAAAUCCCGAGUUUCUAAGCCUAAAAAGCCCAAAUUCCUCAGCCUCCGCCGCCAGUUCCCGCCAGAUGAGAUGCAGGCCCCCGCUGAUUCCCGCCAGCUCGACCUAUUCCCUCUCCACCCCGACCACGACCGAGAAUGCCAGGAUCAAGCUGAGAACGUCGCCCUAUUUUUCUCUGCCACCGACGACGGCGGCGCCACCACCCUCACCGGCCUCCUCGACAACUCCUCAGCCGUCGACUCCAACUCCUCACACACAAACAACAACAGUUCCAGGGUGGACUAUUUAUCGCCGUCGUCGGCGUCGCUAACAUACGCCUACGGAGAGGAGCGGGCGGCGCUGGUGCGGACGGCGUUGAGGAGCAGGGAUCGGGAAUCAGGCGAGGAGAAGUGGGUGCGGUACUCGGAGGUGGUAGAGAGGAAGGUGAAGGAGGAGGAGGUGACGAGCUCGGCCGUGGACCGGCGGCCCGCAGCGGCGCAGCGUGUGUCGCUGAAGCUGGAUUACGACGAAAUCAUGAACGCUUGGUCCAACAAAGGGCCACUCUUCGUUGACGGUGGGGAGACUUCGCAGAUAGUCCCCGACCUUAAACACCAUUUUCUCUCUCAUCACGGAGUGAGCUGGGAUUAUAAGAAUUCAGGGUUGUGGACAGUUCCAGAAAUGAAGAAUGUUGAAGGGCAAAGGAAAGCUAGUGUGUUAAGGUACAAAGAGAAGAGGCAGAACAGGCUCUUCUCCAAGAAGAUUCGCUAUCAAGUUAGAAAACUCAAUGCUGAGAAACGACCUCGACUCAAGGGUCGAUUUGUGAAGAAGGGUUGAGAGAGAGAUGGGAAGUCUAGCUAAUUGUAAAUUUCUUUCAUUUUCAGUCUCCUUGUAAAGGCACUGGAAAUAUCAAGAAAUUUAAAAUAACUAGCUUUCAAGCCUAUGAAAAUAGUAGUAGAUCAAAUGCAAAUAUGAGAGAAUCUCAACUUUUGUUGCAAA